CACUUCUUCAAUGUCUAGGGACAGAGGUGACAACCAAUUGGAGCGGCGGAGUUACACUUGUAAUGAAUGUGACAUGAUCAUUACCAUCCUCUCAUCUUCUACUUCUCCUUCUCCAUACUGUCCCCUAUGCAAUGUAGUCUCUACGUUUUCUUCUUCAACCCCUUUUGAGGUUGGUCUUGAUGAUCAAGAAAACGAAGAAAACGAGGAACUGAUUCCGACCGUUGAAAUUUCAUCUUCAACGUUGUGUUGCUCUUCCUCAGACGACUCUACUUUACCAUGCGCCAUAUGCAGGGAAGAUUUCGUGAUUGGAGAAUCUGCUCGGAGAUUGCCUUGCGACCAUUUAUACCAUAAUGAUUGCAUUAUUCCUUGGAUCACUAGUCAUAACUCGUGUCCUCUCUGUCGGUUCGAGCUACCGGGUGAAGCUAGUGGAGACGACAGUGGUUUGUCCAUGUGGUUCGAUGCGUUGGCGUUAGAGGAUGACUUGGAGGAAGAUAUGGGAACCGUCACGCUCGAUUUGUACCAAAGUUUGGAUGGCUAGAAUUGUAUGGAUUGAUGGAAUGUACGUUUUAGAACAUUUUCAAAUCUAUAUAGUAAUAUAGAAUAUAUUUAUUCUAAUAUACAUUUCCAAAUCUAUAUGGAUUUUACCUUGUCUUAAACGAG
Raphanus sativus (radish) is the source of this 660-nucleotide messenger RNA. RefSeq names its product probable E3 ubiquitin-protein ligase RHC2A. Bases 11 to 538 code for a protein of 175 amino acids. Gene Ontology annotation, cellular component: cytoplasm. Lineage: Eukaryota; Viridiplantae; Streptophyta; Magnoliopsida; Brassicales; Brassicaceae. The transcript has a single exon. Gene Ontology annotation, molecular function: ubiquitin protein ligase activity. Gene Ontology annotation, biological process: protein ubiquitination. The record is from RefSeq and is a predicted model, not a curated record.